Podarcis lilfordi (Lilford's wall lizard) is the source of this 13074-nucleotide messenger RNA. Lineage: Eukaryota; Metazoa; Chordata; Lepidosauria; Squamata; Lacertidae. The record is from the annotation of a GenBank genome assembly.
AGUGCUCACGGCCCAGGAAGGAGUCAAGCGCUGAUUCAGACAGCACCCCAGCAAGGUAUGUCCAAGGGCAGAAGGGAGCUUCCUCAGGGAUGCAAGAGAGGCUCCACUGACCCCCAACCAGCCCCCUUCCCUAAUAUACCACCAGCCAGCAUGGGGGGGCCUUCUACAGAAAAGGUGAUGUUUGGAGACUCCUCUUGCCUUCAAAACUGGAGACAGACCAGCAAGCCCCCUUCCCAAAACAGGAGAGGGAGUUUGGGUGGUCCUCAGCCAUCCAGGGCAUCAAUGCGCAGCAGGCGCACUUGAGUGCUGGGUACCACCGCAACACCACAGUGUAGCCUGGGUGAAGCCUCUUGCAAACUGGAGUAGGGAGAUGAGCUCUGAACAGGUUGCAAAACUUGCUCUGGUGGGGGAAGGGAGCUCUCGGAUACCAAAUCUGACGGUGGUGAGUGGGCGGGGGUCUCCUCCGAGCCGGACCGGCACCUGCCUUGAGUCCAGUUUCUCAGAGUAGGGACUUGGGUUCUUCGCGGGCACUUUCCGGAACAGCUGGGGUGUUACGUUAGGGAGCGCCGCGAGGCUGCGGCCGCAAAAGGGAACUUGCAGCGGCCCGGCCGCUUCUCAGGAAAACUAUGCUGGGGCGUCGGGGCAGGCUGACGGCGCUGGCUCUCACGUGCAGGGCGAAGGCUGCCAGUCUGCCUGCCGCCGACCAUGGGUUUCGAGCUCGCGCUGGGUUGCCCCGAGGGCCACAGCGCCCUGCUCCAGCUGCAGGAGGCUGAGCUGCGCCUGCUGGAGGGGCUCCGCAAGUGGAUGGGCCAGCGCGCCAAGAGCGACCGAGAGUACGCCGCCCUCCUACACCAGAUGCACAUCCAGGCCGGCAAGCAGGAGAGCGGCGGCCAGCCUAGCAACAGCCAGGUCGCACAGGUAGGCUCCCAGGACCCCCCCUCCAUUUGGCGCGGAGCCCCCUUGACCCUUCCCUCCAUCCUCACCUGGGGAGGCUCCCCGUCCCCUUUCCAUUAGGAGGGGGGUGGCUGGGCAGCUUCUCCCUCUCUGCGUCUUUCUCUCUCUCCGUCUGCCCUCCUGGUCCUUUUCUGCCCGCAGUGCUGGUGGUCGCUGGUAACACAGACGGAGGCACUGAGCCAGCUCCUGCAGCGACACGCCGAGGCGCUGGUCUCGGGCCCCCUGCACAAGCUGGGCCAGCUCAUUCGGGACAAGCAGCAGCUGCGGCGGAGCUACAGCGAGCAGUGGCAGCACAUGAGCCAGGACUUCCUCCGGGUACGGCAGCCCACCAACCCUCGCGCCCGCCGCCCGCCCCGUCCGGGCUGCGCAGCAGCGGCCCCUGGUGGACACUUGCGGUGGCGCUCUAUCGGGGCUUUGGUGCCAAGGUUGCAUGUGGCUGGAAUCUGACUCAGACCCCAAAGGACGUCAAGUCCAUCCCUCCGCAGGAAGCCCGCAACUGCAAACCCCCUCUGUAUGGAGACCUCUAAGCCCCCUUUCUUCCUUGGCUCUUCCAGACCACCCAGCAGGAGCCUGAGCGCCUGAAGGCACAGUACCGCAGCCAUGUCCGGGAGAGUGCUCAGGCCAAGCGCAAAUACCAGGAGGCCAGCAAAGGUGGGUGUGGCUGGAGACCCCCACAGAACCCAACUGGGUCAGCCCAAAGACCUGCCUCGGCCAGUGACCUGUUCUGGAGCAUCUUCCUCCCAUCCUCCCUCCAGCCAAGGGUCUUCAGAGGAAUGCAGCGUCCUCUGAACGCAGCUUUUGGCCUAAAAGGCAGCUUCCAAAUACUUGCCCAUUCACCUAGCCUGAAAGAACUCGAAAUAGUUAUGAAAUAGUUGGUAUUUCAAAAGUCUGGAGGGAAGUUUUGCUCAGGAUGUCCUGUUUCUCCGUGUGUGUUUGCGUGUGAAAGUCUAGGAGCCUGGCAAUUAAAGGGAAACACAAAUGUAACCAGAUGUCCACUCUCUAUCCGAUUGGUUAAAAGGUUGGGAUGGGGAGUGAAAAUAUUGUAUGCAAGUUGACCGGGAAAAUCAGUUGCAGAACUAAAGAAGGAAAGAGCAGUGGAGUCAGAACCUUCAAGAGCUUCAUGAUGCAGGAGCCGGGAGUGGACCAUUAAAGGAUCCAGAAGGUUAACCAAGAGAUGAGAGUUGAUAAAAUACUGACAUGGUUAGGGAAACUGUCUAGAAUAGGCAUAGCAGGAUGCAUUUGUAUCUGUUUAUUUGUAUUUGUGUAACCACCCAAACUGUAAAGGUUUUAGUAAAGUAACAAGCCAAUCUAAGUUUAGCUAAACUUGUUGCCUUACUUAAGUAAGUGGUUUAUUUAUUUAUUUUGGUUCCCCCCCCCCCCGCCAAAUCUUAGUCUUGUCAUUCAUCCCAUUCAUCUAAGUCUUGUACUACUCUACCCAUUAUUGGGAGUGGGGUAGGCCAGUUAGAGUCCGGAAGGCUGAAGGACUGCCUAGUGGAAACUGCGCGAUAAAAAUGGAGAGAUCUACUUGGUUCAUAGCUGUCAACGUUUCCCUUUUUUAAAGGGAAAUUCCCUUAUUCCAAAUAGGAUUCCCCUUUUAAAAAGGGAAAAGUUGACAGCUAUGCUUGGUGGCAGUGGUGAAGUUAAUCAUAAGAAGGGGGUGGUUUGAGUGGCAGGGUUGUUUCCCUCCCUCCCUUCUGUCUCUUGGGGCAGGCUAUAGCCUAUGCCAUGACACCUAGUUGCCAGCCCCAGGCAUCUUAGCCGUGUCAGCCACGGGACACAAAUCUCUUACUGUGCACGACUGCAUUGGCACUCCUGACCCUCCUAUGCUUUUGCGCUCUCCCUGCAGAGAAGGACCGAGAGAAGGCCAAGGACAGAUACGUCCGGAGCCUGUGGAAGCUCUACUCUCUGCACAACCAGUAUGUGCUGGCCCUGAAGGCAGCUGAGGUACAGCACAACCACCACUACCAGCACACCCUGCCUGGGGUGCUCCAGUCCUUGCACAGCCUGCACCAGGAAAUGGCCCACAUCACGUAAGAGGGGCUCCAGAAGGGCUGGGGGGGGGUGAGAUGGAGAAGGCCAGGGACCUUGAGAAAAGGAGCCCAGCGGCACCAACCAUAGUAGCACAUUUGACUCCAUGUAAAACAGUCUAUAAGGACGCGGGUGGCGCUGUGGGUUAAACCACAGAGCCUAGGACUUGCCGAUCAGAAGGUUGGCGGUUCAAAUCCCUGCAACGGGGUGAGCUCCCGUUGCUCAGUCCCUGCUCCUGCCAACCUAGCAGUUCGAAAGCACGUCAAAGUGCAAGUAGAUAAAUAGGUGGGAAGGUAAACGGCGUUUCUGUGCGCUGCUCUGGUUCGCCAGAAGCGGCUUAGUCAUGCUGGCCACAUGAUCCGGAAGCUGUACGCCGGCUCCCUCGGCCAAUAAAGCGAAAUGAGUGCCGCAACCCCAGAGUCAGCCACGACUGGACUUAAUGGUCAGGGGUCCCUUUACCUUUAAAACAGUCCCAUGCCCUCACAGCUGAUGCUCUCAAGAUUGCCAAGAACAGUACAUUUCAGCCAUCAAAGGCCUGGAUGAACAGGAAUGCUUUUAGAAUCAUAAAAUUGUAGAGUUGGAAGGGAUUCCGGAGGGUCAUUUAGUCCAACCCCCUGCAAAUCCUGCAAAUCUAGCCCAACCCCUGAAUGAUGAUGAUGAUGAUUUGAUUUCUCAUCAACACUUCGCUGCGUGUUCCCACCGUUGUUGUUUUUAAACAAUAUUAAAAACAGUUUAAAACAAUCAGGAGAGAAGGAAAUACACCCCACCAGGGAGGGCAUCCCACAAAUGAGGACCUGCCAUCAAGAAGGCCCUGCCAUGGCUCAAUGGCAGCAAAACAGCCCCAGUGGCGUUACUAACAGAGCCUGAGAUGGUUGCUAUUGGGGGGACUGUGCCUUUGGGUACGCAGGUCCCAAAUCAUUUCAGGCUUUGUGUACUAGAACUAGCACCUUGAAUUAGGCCCAGCAGCUCAGUUUCUCCACUGACAGUUUCCUGUUUCUGUACUGGCAGGAAGGGGACCCUCCAGGAGUACGCAAGCAUCACCAGCCUGGUGCAGGAGGAGAUGGUGAUGGUACACCAAGCCAUGGGCAGAACCAUUGAGCGCCUCCGCCCGGACGUGGAAUACGAAGGCUUUCAUCCCCAGUGCAGGUAGCGCCUGCUGUGUUUCCUCUGAGAUUCUGGGGGCUGGAUUUCCCAGCCAGCAGCUUCUGCCACCUUCCUCUGGCCUGUCUCUCUCCAGGUGUGGGAACGAGGCCCCUGCUGUGGUGACCUUUGACACGAGCCUGCUGGAGGAGAUGGAGACAGAGGGCCUGAAAGCCGGGGAGCUCCAGCUGAAUGAGCUGACACUGGAAAGCAUGCAGCACACGUGCGUUGGGGGCAGUGUUAGAAAUUAGCCAGGAGCGUUUUGCUACUGACACAGGUUCCAAUUGUGACUAUGUGGAGAUUUCUGGGCGCUAGGUUGGCAACCACAGUUUAAAAACCUCUGCCUUAGCCUAUAGUUAAUUCCAUUUCCACUGUGUGUGUUUCUCCUUCUUGCAUACUGGGAUAAGUGAACUGCUGUAAGAGUAAGCUGUAGUCAAGCGAUGUAGUUGAGGCAGUGCCAGAUUUACUUAUAAGCUGAACAAGCUAUAGCUUAGGGCCCCACUCUCUUGCCCCCCCCAAUAUUUUAAGGGGGGGAACUGGAUGUACAUUUCCAAAAUAUAAGAUAAAAAAUAAAUAAAAUGGCUUUAGAUACCUAUUAGGUCCAUAAAUUACCAUAUAGCAUUUAUUUAACACAAAAAACAGCAACAAUUUGUUGUUGACAAAGGACAGCUAGACAUAUAAAGGGCCCCAUUACCUUCAGUAGCUUAGGGCCUCAUCAAACCUAAAUCUGGCCCUGAGUUGAGGGCAUAGGAGGGAAUACAAGGGUCAUCUAGUCCAACCCCCUGGCAAAUAGAUAUUCCGUUGUGGUGACCACAACCUAGUUUUAAGGUGCCACUUGGUGAAUAGCUUACAUAUCUGAGUUUCCAAUACUGGUUGGGGGAGUAAGGGUGGGUUUUUGCAGGCUCAGUCCUAACCACUGAGAGCAAGGGCAGUGUCCCCCACUGCUGCAGUGCCGGGGGAGAAGCUGUGCCUGUAGAAAUUUUCCUUCCCUUUCUCCUGUCAAAAAGGGCGCAGGUGGUCCAUCUCUGGGGAGAUCCACUCCAGCCUCAUGGAGCACAGAUCAGGGCUCGGCACUUUGGGUGGGAGAGCAGAGGCUAAUGAUUUGGGCAGGUGGGGCAAAGAUGGAGCUCUGGCUCAGCCAGCUUCCUUCUUUUCUGUGCUCUGGGUGUUUCUCUUGCCUUGCUGAGAGCCCAGAAGACAGAGAUGUUCUGCUAAGAAGUCGGCAGAGCGUAAGACUUUUAAUCUCAGGGUUGCGAGGGUUCAAGCCCCAUGUUGGGCAAAAGAUUCGUGCAUUUCAGGCAGUUGGACUGGGUUACCCUCGUGGUCCCUUCCCACCCACCAUUCGAUGGUUCUAUAACCUGGAGGCGAGUUGCAGCCAGGCAGAACCCUCUGCGCCAUUGAUCCCUGGGCUAGCUGAAGCCUCCAUGCCUUUCUCCUGUUGCAGCCUCACCUCGCUGGAGGAGGAGCUGGCCAGCGCCACAGAGAGCACCCGAGGUCACCAGCAGCGCACCCAGAUUCUAAAGGCUGAAAUCCAGAAGGAAGAGGCAGCUGUGAGCCCUGGAGAACGGUGAGGCUGGGUGUGAGGCCAAGGCCUUGGGCACCGAGGGAAGGGGCUGGCAGGAGCUCUGCUGUGCCCUACCAGCUUCAACUGCUCCACUGUGCAUGGGCGUUUCUCCCUCCCCACUUUUCUCUCCUGCAGGAUCCUGCUCCUGGGAAAGCGCCAGGCCUUGCAUGAAGCCCAGCACCAAAGCCACCUGGCCCAGGGCAUGCAGGACAAGAUUCAAGCACAGCGGGAUUUGCUGUGGCACAGGCUGGACAAGCUGGGAAGCUGUGAGCCUCCGCCUGCUCCAGCCCUGCAGGAGGACAAUCAAUCAGUGUCGUCUGGGGUGCGUGGAGCCACUGUGGGUGCGAUCACUGCGAGCCCAUGGGGCGAGCUCCUUGCAGGGGCGUAGGAAGGGGGGUGCGGGGGCGCGGUCUGCCCUGGGUGUCAUCCUUGAGGGGGGUGACAAAAUGGCAAACCGUUGGAGUUGUCACUUACCGCGGGGCCUGGCCUACAGCACGCCCGAGCCACGCGUCUCUCUGGGAGUGACGCGGUGGCUCGGGGCCCCGCACUGCCCGAAAUGGCAGCUUGUGGCUUGCAUCUGCCAGGUGGACUCGGUUUUGGGUGCCGGAGCAGCUGGCUAUGCUCCUGGCUCCUUGGCCUUUGGGGUUGGCAAACCUGGCAAACGUUUGACUUCUAUCCCACCUUUAUUCCAAGGAGCUAAAGGUGGCAUGUGUUUUCCCCCCUGUUCCCAUUUUAUCUUCACAACAACCCUGUGAGGUAGGUUAGGCUGAGAUUGAGUGACUGGCCACCCACCCAAGGAGAGAGGAGGUCUGAACUCUGGCCUCCCAGGUCCUAGCCUGAUGCUCUAACCACUAUGCCACACUGUCUCUAGCUUGGUUGAGCCAGUGCACAGCAGCCCACCCUGACCUUGACACUCACUCUGUGCCUUCCUUCUUGGACAGGAGGCGGAGCGUGAUGGGGGUUGGAUCCCGGCCUUGGAGGUCCUGAAACAGCACUUCUCGGGCAUCUUCCGACCACGUCUCACAGUGAGUGCCUCCCACACCCUGAUCCGCCCACCCACUUGUGUCCCUUCUCUGCCCUGCUUUCUGAAUCAGCACUGCCAAGGAUGUGCUGGGAGCAACUGGGAGGAGUGGGGUGAGUGGAGGGAACGUGGGUGGAGAUGUUCCUCCAUACGCUCUUCCUUCCUGGCCUUCUCUGCUAGAAAGGGAGCUGGCACUGUGGCUGGCUGUGCCCAUUCCCCCUCUCUCCAUCCGCAGCUGCCGCCCCCAGUGCCCCUCCUGCCUGAGGUGCAGAAGCCCCUGGGCCAGCAAGCCUGGUACCACGGCGCCAUCCCCCGCAUGGAGGUGCAGAGGCUGCUGCAGGCCAGCGGAGACUUCCUGGUGCGCGAGAGCCAAGGCAAGCAGGAGUACGUCCUCUCAGUCUUAUGGGAUGCACAGCCUCGUCAUUUCAUCCUCCAAUCUGCUGAUGUGAGUGUUGUAAAUGGGAUGGUGGUGCUGGGUGAAGUGGGCAGAGGAAACAAAGAAGCAGGCAGGCAGCCAUUCUAGCCCAAAUGUAGCCACUACAGUUGUGGCUCUGGUUACAUGGCGCCCUUGCUAAUACUUCCACCUGGAAUCACAAUCCUUUCUUCAGUCAAUUUUUGCAGAGAACCCAGAUGACAAUGUGACCAUCCCAAAACAUUCCUAUGUUUUUGGGCUUGUACUCUAGUCUUUUUUUACACUCAAUUUGUGGGAUUUUAAAAGAAAACUCUGGGCUUUCUCCAGGCCACUGGCCUUUUAAUUAAUAGCUUCCUCCCUGGCCUUUUCAUUUUUAGUGGUUUCUACUUCUAAUCUUGUGCCCCUUUAAUUAAUUCCUUCUUGUUCACUUGCCCAACCAAGACAUUCCUAUAAUUAGUUUCUGCCAGCUGUUCCCUGUAGAAUGAGACUGUAACUGCUGGUUUAUUCUCUGCUGCUAGAGCAAUUGCUUAUCAACUUUUCUCUUAAAAAACAACAACACAUUGCAACUGAACAAUGAAUGUGAAUGAACAGGAAGAAAUUAAGUCUCCUCUUGCCUGUGGUAGCUUUUAGCACAGUGGAGAUUUAUCAAUUUAUUUUUAUUUCAUAAAAUGUAUACAUCGUUUGAUUGUAUACACCCAUCAAAGUGGUUUACAAGCACAAUAAAACAAAGUUAUCGGUAAAAAUAAUUAAUAUUAAAAAGGUAAAAUCAGCCAUAAACUUAAAACAGAUCAAAACAUACAUCAACAUUCAGCAUUCUACAUAUCUUGAUAGGCUUGUCUAAACAAAAAUGCUUUUAGUAGAUGCUAAAGUACUAUCUGAUGUCAGUAGGCAGGGAGUUUCAGAGUUUAAGUGCUGCCAUAUUAAAAGAUUGCAUUGGAGAUGCGAAGCAGUGGUGUUUGCCUUAGGACUGUGCCAGAACUAAGACGGCUGCUCUUUGUGGGAUUUCCCCUUAGAACAUGUAUCGCUUGGAGGGCGAAGCUUUUCCCACCAUUCCGCUGCUGAUUGACCAUUUCCUGAAGACCAAACAGCCCAUCACCAAAAAGAGUGGUGUUGUCUUGGGAAAGCCCAUCAUCAAGGUACUGCUCUCUGCCUCACCCUCUGCUGCCACUAGAUUGGGCCAGGCUAAGGAAGGGAGGGUUGGGCUUGCAGAGUUCCCUGACCUGUGACUAAGUGGCUGCUCUUGCUGCAGGACAAGUGGGUGUUAGACCAUGAGGACGUGCUGCUUGGGGAGCGCAUCGGGCAGGUGAGUGACUCCCUGGCAAUGGUGGUGGCGGUGGAAGGCAUGCUCUUGUUAGGCACCACCUUCAGGAGUUCCACUGUUGGACUCUUGACAAAAGCUGUGCACUGUGGAGCAGCUGACUGCCUCUCCCCCUCAGCCUUCCUUUUGUUAAAUGGGAAUAAUCCAGGCAAGAGAGGCAGAGCAGCAGCCUGCCUUCUGGAGGCCUGGCCAGGGGCAAGCCUCCCUGCUGUCCUGUUUGCUGAAGGGAAGCAGUCCAAACCGACUCACCCUUAGAGCCAUACCUUGGCUGGCUCACCACCACCACAGGGACACUUUCUUCUGUGGUCCCUGGAGACACCCAGCUGUGUAGGUUUGCUGUGCAAACUGGAUUCAGAAGCACUGGACCCUGCUGACUGCACACCCAGGAAGCAGCAGGGGAGACUAGAUUUUGCAAUCUGUUUCUGUGGGCAAAAGGGCAGGGAGAGGAAAGUAGUGCCAUCUGUCUUUCUCCAGGGCAACUUUGGAGAGGUGUUCAGUGGGCGCCUCCGCUGUGACAACACCCCGGUGGCUGUGAAGUCCUGCCGUGAAACUCUCCCGCCAGAGCUCAAGGCCCGAUUCCUGCAAGAGGCCAGGUGUGUAGGGAGCAAACUCAUGGGCAACUGGGACUACAUUGCUAGGCUGUUCCUGAGUCUGAGCUGGACACUCUAGGGCAUGUUGUGGGGGCAGGAUCUUCCCUCCCAACUCUUUGGAACAAAUGUAGGAAGUUGCCUCUAGCUGAGUCCACCUGGCUCAGUGCUGGCAGCAGCUCUCCAGAUUCAGGUAAGGAUCUUUUCCCCCAGGCCCUGCCCGGAAGUGCUGAGGAUUGAACCAGGGUCCAUCUGCAUGCAGGGCAGGUGUCCUAAUCCAAGCUGAGUGGUGCUGGUGGGAGAUUCCAUGGUCCUCACUACCAUGGUUUCUUUGAACAGAGCCUUUUAAAGGCAGACAUCCCACCUUCCUUGGGAAAAGUGGCAGAGAUUUCAGUCUUCCAGAGAUGGUGGGGACUGAUCAUUUUGCCCUGACCCCCCUUUUUCUGCUGAAUCUCAUGACCUGCCUGGCUGGGGGAGCUUCAAGACCAAUGCAUCCUCCCAGUGCUGCUGCCUUGCCACAGAGUUGCAGCAUUGCCCACCCUGCCCCUGCCGUUAGCAUCUUUGUACUGGGGGUAGGGUAGCGAGGACAGGUGAGGUGCUGAGGACGCCCCUUGGAAUCCCUUACCUGGCUGGCACUUGGCAUGCCCUCCCUUCAUUGUGUCUCCUCUCACUCCCCUUGCAGGAUCCUCAAGCAAUACAACCACCCAAAUAUUGUCCGGCUCAUUGGUGUCUGCACCCAGAAGCACCCCAUUUACAUUGUCAUGGAGCUAGUUCAGGGUAAGCCCAGCAUUUCAUGGCUUUCCAUAGCCUUCAGGCUUUCCGUUUUAAACUCCCCCAGCAGUAUAUAGGGUGUGUCUGUUUCCUGGGUGGAAGAUUUCUGCACUGCAGCUGGGGGAGGGAGAAACAUCUGCCCAUUACAUUUGCCAUUACGAGAUAUAUGCAAGCUUCCUGGUUUUGCAGAGGCCUCGAGAGCAGGCACUCUGUGCUGCCUUGAAGUCUAGAGGAAUUUAUUCACAAAGCUCCAGGUGCCCUACUUCUCUCCCUGCUGACUUCAGCAGAGCUUGGCAGCUGGAUAAGUCCAGGGGCCCAAUUAGUUUGGCAUCCUGUUCUCACUAUGGCAACCCAGAUGCUGAUAGGAAGCCCACAAGCAGGACUUGAGGGUCAUAGCCCUCUUCCCAUCCUGCAGUUUCUGGCAAUUGGUAUUCAGAAACAUUUCCUGCCCCUGAUGGUUUGUCCAGGAGGGAAUCUCAACCAGGAGCUCUCAGGCUGAGCUCCAGAGCCUCUGCUCCCUAUCCUGCCAUGGCUCCCAGCUUCCCUGGUGUGACACUGGCCAGCUGGCUCCCAGCCCAGCAUCCGUCUCUUAUCUCACAGGGGGUGACUUCUUGUCUUUCCUGCGGAAUGACGGAGCUCAGCUCAGAGUCAAGGACCUGCUCAAGAUGAUGGAGAAUGCAGCAGCAGGCAUGGAGUACCUCGCCAGCAAGCACUGCAUCCACCGGUGGGUACCCCUGCCCCUGUCUGUGCAAAAAGGGUUUCCUUCCUUCCUUCCUCCCUCCCUUACUUCUUUCCUUCCUUCCUUCUCUGCUUUGGCAGAGACUGUGCUGUGGGAUUGGUGGCACUUCCAAACCUGAAGGGUGGAGCAGGCAGGUGGAGAGGCUUUUUCCCUGGGGAAGGAGGCAGACUUCCCACCUGUGGGCUUUUCCUGUCUUUGAUCAAGGAGGGAAUGAGCUGCCUGCAAAUCUGCUACAAUGUGCACAGGCUAGUUUACAUGUAAAAAACCUAUCAGGUGAUGUUUGGAGCUGGAGCCGGAAGUCUCUUGCCUAGGUAGCGGGAAAGAGCUGGGAGUUAAGUUCCAGGCAUUGGUGUCUGGGAAACUGCCUCCCUCCCUGAAGUCUUUGGCACCAGUCAGACAUUUGGAUCUGCUACCCCUUGCAGGGACCUGGCGGCCCGGAACUGUCUCGUGACAGAGAAGAAUGCCCUGAAGAUCAGUGACUUUGGGAUGUCGCGGGAGCAGGAGGACGGCAUUUACGCCUCCACUGGUGGCAUGAAACAGAUCCCUGUGAAGUGGACAGCCCCAGAGGCACUCAUUCACGGUACCCACAGCUGUGGCUCCAGGCCCACCUGCUUUAGUAGUACCCUCCAGCCUGGCUGGCAGGCAGGGGGCAGGGCCCCUUGUCCUCCAGACUCAUAUACGGAUACCCUAAUGAGCUUUUGGAUCAUACCAGGUCCUAGGUACAGAUGUGUAGCUUGCCAGAGACAGGUAUGGGUUCAUGGGAACCCAGCCUGGGACCAUGAAUCUAGGACAGCGAUGGGCAAACUUGGCCCUCCAGCUGCUUUGGGACUACAAUUCCCAUCAUCCCUGACCACUGGUCCUUCUAGCUAGGGAUUGUCGGAAUCUCCGUUCGACCGAGCUGAUAAAGCUCAUCUUCCAGAAUCGCCCUCCGACGUGAUUAAUGACCUGAGCCUUUCAUGAGGCUCCAGGCACAUUCCCAUUCAGCAGAGAAUCAAAGCAGCACGCUGAGGUGAUGAGAUUUAUGGCUAUAUCGCUAUGCUUUAUUUUCUAGCUGCGCAGACAGAAAAAAAUACAUCCUCUCUCUGUGAGAGCAGAAAGCAACUGAACAACAAAGGAACAGGAAACCAGUAACGUCACAUCCAUCUCCCGUCUCCCAUGAGACUUCCAACAGUAUGGAAUCUCUGGAAUGUAAACAGGGAUGAUGGGAGUUGUAGUCCCAAAACAGCUGGAGGGCCAAGUCUGACCAUCACUGAUCUAGGAGAAGCCACCUCUCAUGCCUGCUCUCUCUUCCUCCUUCCUCAGGCCGGUACUCCUCAGAGAGUGAUGUUUGGAGCUUUGGGAUCUUGCUCUGGGAAGCCUUCAGUCUGGGAGCCCCACCGUACCCCAACAUGACCAACCAGCAGACCCGCGAGGCUGUGGAGAAGGGUGAGAGCCUAGCACAGUAGGCUAGGCAGGAGGUGGGGGGAAGCUGUGUCUCUGGUCUCCUUGGAGGGUCUGGGUUUCUACCAGCACCCUUCUUCUCUUGGCACUCACUGAAGACAUGCUAUGGACUGGCACCAAGCAAGAUGAGUGGUAAGUAUUUUUUAAUAAAACGGAAGGAGGUGUGCAUUGUGCCUCUCCUGCCUCUCAAAAGUCUGCUCUUUGAAGGUGAGCAAGAAUGGGGGAAAGUACCGAUGCACAGAAAUGUUAAUGGAAAAACUUUUGGCCUGCACUUAAUCCACACAUUGGGAGUCCCAGGAAAUUGCAACCAAAACACAUUAUUAGCUCACCUGCCAGCUCCAUCCUCCUGUGACCUGGCUGUGUCUUUUCCAAUCCCAGGAAUGCGUCUGAGCAUCCCAGUCUUGUGCCCUGAGGUGGUGUACCAACUCAUGCAGAAGUGCUGGGAAUACGAGCCACAGAACCGGCCGAGCUUCAGCACCAUCCACCAAGAGCUGGUUGUCAUUCUGAAGAAGCAGCGGUGAGAGAACUAGCUCCAGAACCCACUGGGUGGCAGCAGGGGUGGCAACCAUCUCCUGCACCAAGGCUGCACCCACUUGACCUCCUGCCGAGCCUGCAACCUUCACGCAAAACCUUUGCUCUUGGCACCCCUUUCUGGCCAUGAAUACCUUGCCUGCCCCCCUCCAGCGAGUCUUCCAUCCAAAGUCAGCCAAAUGGUCUCAGCUGCGCUGUGGCCAGUAGUUUACCCCAGUGGUUCAACCCAGUGGUUCACAAAGUGUGUGGUGCGCCACACUGGUGUGGCAGGAGAGGAUGGCAAGUCUGGCAGGAAGAUGCAAGGACAGUCAGAUAAAUUAGUACAUAAUUAAAUUUUUGGGGAUGAUUUUUAUGAUUUUCAGGUUUAUGCAUUUCAAUAAUUUUACAGUAAUUUUAACAUUUCAAAACUUGACUUCCUUCCCCCUCUUUCUGCGGUUCCUUAAAUGUAUUUUUAAUAUCUUCUGCAUAUCCAAAUUAACGUAAUUUGUUCAUUUAUUCAUCUACUUUAAUGUUUUGAUCUGUUUACAAUUUAUCUGUAAAUAUCCAAUAAACCAUUUCUAUUCUUUUAU